CGCACCUCACUGCUACCUGACGCUUCUUCUUCACGCGCUGGAUCUAACGGAGCAAUAAUUAAACUGUCUCCAAACUGCUAAUAAGCUGGUAAAUUCUUCUGUUCGUCUGAGAUGAAGCAGCUGGAAUGGUUUCAGAAUUUAAGCGCUCUGGUCCUGAUUGUUUUAUCAUUCUCAGCAUUUCAAGGUAUUAAAAGCCAACUAGUGGUGUCUCCAGUUGGUCCAACCCUGGUGAAUGUUUUAGCUGGCAGCAACGUGACUCUGGCUGUGUCCUUCAGUGGAGCCACUGAUCCAGUGGUUAUCUGGUUUAAUGGAUCUUUAACUGUGGGGACAUGGACUAUAAACGCCAAUUUUCCUCCAGACAUAGUGGAUGACAGCAGGGAUGUACUCCGUAUUGAAAAGGAUGGAUCCCUUACCUUUACAAAUGUGCCAAAGCACUUCAGUGGCAUUUAUACUGUUAAUAUGACAAAGUCUGGACUGGGAAAAGCAUCCACGACCUUCAAUCUGAGGAUAUAUGAGGUGAUCCAGGUCGUGACUCUGAGCACACAGCCUGAUUUUCCCCAGGAGGGAGCUGAGCGGUUCACCUUACAAUAUAGCAUGCUUCAAGGUGUUGUUGGGCAGGAGAUCUGGAGCUUAAAUGGAAGAAAACUGGAAAAUGGCUCGCACUAUUUGAUAGAGGGAGGCAGCCUUGUAAUACGUGGACCUAAUCGGAGUGACAUCGGGUCAUACUCUGUGUUACUGAUGAACCCUUUCAGCAAUGCAACGGCUCAGAAGAAUGUGACUGUUCUCUAUGGACCGGAUGAACCUAUAAUUGAGGCACUGCCAGCUCAGCCUUUCUAUGAAGUUGGGGACUCUGUGAUUAUCUCCUGCAAUGCUGAAGGCUUCCCACAGCCAACUGCUGAGUGGGUCUUUGGGGGUCAAACUCUUUCAGAAUUUCACCAAGGAAUCCUAAAUUUAACCAAUGUGCAAACCAAUCAGGGAGGUGUUUAUACAUGCUCUGUGCUCAAUGCAAUGAGUGGAAAGAAGCGGGAGAAGAAUGUGACUAUAACUGUCUAUGAGAGGCCAUUAGGUGAUCCAACGUGCUCGGUGUUGUCUGUGAACAAUACUGAUCUGCAGUAUCAGUGCAGGUGGGUAGGGGGAACACCAAAUGCCCAGCUGACUUUUCCCGACUUAAGCACCACAAGCACUGGAGCGGGAAUCUUCAGUCUUACUGUCACUGAUGCCAGUAGCUUUGAUGAGAAAACUGUUGUUUGCAACGCAGAGCAUCCAAUAGAACAUAAAACCUGCAGCGUUACAGCAAGUCGUCCCAUGAAUUUCCUCCCAGCUGUAAAAAACACUGUUGACCCUGAUGGACAAAUUGCAGUUACCAUCUACUGUGUCAGUGAUGCAUCCCCUCAGGCUGUGGUUUCAUGGUCUAGAGGAGGUGAGGAGGUCAUCAACGGGACCCCAUACCAGAUCAGCAGUAAUACCACACAACUGAAGAUUCGAAGUUAUAACAUCUCCACUUUCCUGCUUACACCAAAUUUUACCUGUACUUGUCGUAAUCCACUGGGCAGUCAGAAAAAGCAGGUCCAACUGCAAGGCCCGUCUAUCUCAGAUUCUAGUUUGUUCCCUAAUGAAGAUGGGUCAAUCAUCACAUUGACCUGGGAGGUCCCACCUACAUCUAUUGUUACAGGUUUUGACAUCCAAAUGAAAGGACCAGAUCUUCUGAGCAAUAAUGAGAAAAAUGCCAUGACGAAGGGCAACUCAAAUGAAUACCGCAUAAUUCAACAGAAACCUGGAUCUGCUAGGAGUGCAGACAUCUUUUUCCUUGAUCCCGACUUAACCUACAGGUUUCGAAUUAUUCCCAAAGCUCGACUAACUGAUGGAGAGCCAUCUGAGGUUCACAGGAUUGGUCCAGGUGAAGGGCUGAGCGGGCCUGCCAUUGCUGGUAUAGCAGCUGGAAUUCCAUGCAGCAUUCUGACCCUAUUCCUAAUAAUAGGCCUCAUUGUUCUAAUAUUCUACCUUCACAAGAAAAAAAGUCGUCAGACAAGAUAUCCAGUCUCCAGAGCAGUUGAGAAGGUGAAAAACAUCCAGCCCAACUCUGCUCCACACAAAAUGCUGAAUGCAGGGCUUAGGUCUCCACCUGACUACAAUAGGUUGCACCAGACUCCCUCAGAGAGAUCUGGGACUCUUCCCACGUUUGUCCCACCACCCCCAGUCAGAGUUGCAACAACAGUUUAGCUUAAAAGUACAGUAGAUGUGUAUAAAACUGACUUUAUUUUUUCAUAGUACUUAGGUCAAGUAUCUUCAUUAGACUUUUUUUUAUCCUAUUUUUUGUUAACAUUUCUAAUGAAGGGAAUCAUAAUGAACUUUUAUUAUCUGUUAAAAGAAAAUCAUUAAAAUAACUGAGUCUUUAAGUGAACAACAAUAUGUAGGAGGAACAAGUCAACAGAGAGCAGCUACCUGGGCUAGAGCUACUGACACAAGUGUCUCUGGGAAAGCUAAUAGCAAAAAAUCAGAUGCAGAAAUUUCAUUUCAAGCUGAGGAGGAUGCCAACCAGACAGUUUUACAGUCAAAAGCAGGAUUUUAACAGAUGUAAACUGUGCUGUUAGAAUAAUGCAGGGACAUGUGAAACCUUAAUGGCUAAAUAUUUCAGCUGUGACUUAAAUUAACAAAUCUAGUUUUGCAGGACCAUGUCCUUAUGUUUAUACUGCAGCUUUAAUGGUUUUCUCAUGAGCAUAAAAUCCACAACCAUAGAUGUAUCCAGGACAAGUUCAACUUGGUUCAGCCAUAUUUACAUUUCCUAUCCAAUGAAUGUUUUGCAAAAUUGAAUCAUAUAAUCUUAAAUCUGCCAUUGGUGGAAGUAAAUAUAUUUUUAAUGAUUUUACUACUUUUAUCAUUUUAUCUUUGUCCUUUCCAUCUGGAGAAUUUGAAUGUCCUGAAAAGUGCUCACAAGUUCCUUUCGCUGCUCCUCUGUGCAGGAGUCACCACGGCAAGUCAUUGCAUCUUGCACACAGAUUUGAUAAAGGUCUGACUCCUUUCCCAGAGAACCUAGGAUUCAAAUCUUGCCCCUCAAUAUUAAAGAAGUUUUUUCUCUAAAGUUGCAAUUUUACUCAAUGCGGUUGAGCACCCACUGCCCUUUUUUGUCUGUGUUUGUGCUUGAAAUUUUACGCAUCCUUCAGUUAAAGAGAAGAAAAAAAAUGCCAGUAAAAUAACAAAAGUAAUAAAAAAUACAACUUAUAAAAAAUGGAAAUCAUGACAUAGACUUUGUAUAUAUGUAUACAUAGUAUACAUACACACUGUAUGUUAGGCUAUAGAUUGAUAAAUAAAAUAAGUAAGCAAGCCUGAUGGAGCUCAUGGAUUUGAAUUUUGUUGAGCAACCCUUUGAGGCCAUCAGUAAAACGGAUGUUUUCUGUAAUGUUCAGGAAAUGUUGGCUGAAUCCCAACCUGGUCCCUAAAAACAAACAAUAAGCACUAACCUUUCAUUUGUGCGUUCACACAGAGGGUCCACCAUAUUAAGAACUAUCCCAAAGCCUGUAGUGGGUAGGGCCAGUGGACCGUUUAUCAGAGCAGGCUUGCUGGAAUUUGACAGUAGUGUAAAAGUGAACAAGUGAAGGAGGAAACUCGUUCCUCCAAAUGUAAGUUCUGCUGGUUUUCUGCAUCCUCAUCACACGGAAAUAGAAUUCCAAGUUAGUUAUGGGGAUAAAACAUAAUUAAUUCCAAAAAAGUUUUGUUUUAAGAAAGAGGCAAAUGUUUGAUUUUAUGUCACACUGCGGGACAGAGUUACAGCCACGCACGGGGCAUCAUUGUGUUGCCAUAGCAAUGACUGCUUUCCUUUUCUUUUGGAGGGCAGAGGCUGUGCCAUUCACGUUUAUUCAAUAAUAAUUAAAUAAAUAAUGCUCUAUUAAUCCCAAAGGGAAAUUUGGAAGCUCUUGGCUAAAUCCCCCUCAGUACAUGUCAUUUCAAUUGAUUGCUGAUGACAGGCUUUUGCUGGAGUAUAAACAUCUGCAACGCUAACCCUAUUCUAAAGCGAGGGGAAAAAUCUAAAAGUUCCAGCACCCGGCCUCUGGGGAAAUGGAUUUGAAUAUCCCUGACCUUAAGUAUUCUGUUUCCUAUUCUUCAGUGGUUCCUGACCCUGUUGCUCUUGUACCCCUGUCUUGCAUGUUUUAGGUUGCUCCUUGAUGACACACACCAGAUUUGUAUGAAUGGGCGUUAAACAGGCUAGAGUCUAAAAACGUAUGCAAACAUUUGAACCAGGAAUCUCAAAUAGGGCAAGUAGCUACUUCUGUACGGUUUUGCAGUGGUUAUUAACUAUUGAAUUCAAGCAGAUGUGUCAUAUGAAGAAAUGAUUGGAUUAUGUACUUUCAGUCGCAUUUGUUUCAUCUCUAGUCAAGUCAUUGAUUCACUGUUAUUGGUUGCAGUGUGACAUUUUUGGCCCUUGUCAGUUGUUGUCCGACAAGCUGUUGUUUUUGUAUCAGAUUUUUUUUUAUUUCACACAAGUAAAUGGCAUGUACAAUGUAUCCACUAAUAAAAUGUUC
This is a messenger RNA of Cyprinodon variegatus (sheepshead minnow), 4517 nucleotides long. RefSeq names its product V-set and immunoglobulin domain containing 10 like (gene vsig10l). Gene Ontology annotation, molecular function: protein binding. Bases 112 to 2220 code for a protein of 702 amino acids. The transcript has 12 exons. NCBI's taxonomy places the organism in Eukaryota, Metazoa, Chordata, Actinopteri, Cyprinodontiformes, Cyprinodontidae. The record is from RefSeq and is a predicted model, not a curated record.